Canis lupus familiaris (dog) is the source of this 1325-nucleotide messenger RNA. RefSeq names its product keratin-associated protein 17-1. Bases 536 to 874 code for a protein of 112 amino acids. Lineage: Eukaryota; Metazoa; Chordata; Mammalia; Carnivora; Canidae. The transcript has a single exon. The record is from RefSeq and is a predicted model, not a curated record.
GGCUGGCAUGAGGAUGCCAUUUCCGCCUGGGAGGAGCCACCGGACCAGACCUCAGAUAGCAGCUUCUGCCUGCGGCAAGAGGCACGGGCAUCCAGGUUUUACCAUUCUGAUUUUCCAGAAUAAGCAUUCAUAAUCAGAGGGGUCGGCUGCCAACUUGCCAACAGAGGAGAUGUGGAAGGGGAGCACCCAUUCCAGAACCAGAGUCCAUGGCUCUUUCCAACCUUGGCUAAUGACGGCUGGCCCAUGUUUGGCCGUGAUGACAGGUCUUUUCGAAGAUGUAUUUUUACCCUCUGGACAAAUAGCAGUUGGGCCGAGUGGGGCUUUUUUAUGAGUUGAGGUACUCAGAGCUGGAAAAUAAACAGGCGGCUAAUGAGACGUUCUUAUGGAAACUGGCAUAAAUAAUAACAAAGGAAACAUCCUGUCCCCUGUGCCAACACCCUCUGGUGAAGGGCUAUAAAAGCUGCUGGCCUCUGGCCACCGUCAGACGUGGGGAACUCCGGCCGCGCUCCUGACCUGCCACCUGACCGCCGGGACCAUGGGGUGCUGCCCAGGGGACUGCUUCACCUGCUGCCCUCAAGACCAAGACUGCUGUGAAGUGUGCUGCUGCCAGCCCGCCUGCUGCGGUUGCUGCGGUUCCUGCUGCGGCUGCUGCGGUUCCUGCUGCGGCUGCGGGGGCUCUGGCUGCGGGGGCUCUGGCUGCGGAGGCUGCGGAGGUGGCUGCUGCGGGUCCUCCUGCUGCGGCUCUGGCUGCGGGGGCUGCGGCUCUGGCUGUGGGGGCUGCGGGAGCGGCUGCUGCGGGUCCAGCUGCUGCGGCUCGUCUGGGUGCUGCGGGCCCGUCUGCUGCCAGCCUACGCCUGUUUGCGAGACCAAGUGAAGCCCUCUGCCCCCUCCGCGGAGGUGGCCCAAGCAAAGCCUCCACUUGCUGCAGGUGGAGACCCCUUGUCUCCAGGACAUCCUUGGCUCCCAAGACAGCGUCCUGCCUCCGUGUUAUUUGUAGACGAGGGCUUGUUCUCCCAACGCCUGCCCUGGUAUUUUAAGGCCCUGAGAACAAGAGCCAUAUGCUGGUGAGAAAUGGAAGCUGGGUCCCAUCCAAAGUGAUCCCCGAAGCUCACAGGGAGAAUCCCCAUGGCUUUAUUUUCAUGGACUUAAAUGUCUUGUCACUAUAAGACAUCAUCUUACUCAAGGUGGCUUUGGGACUGACCCUCCUCCUCAGCUUUCUGCUGCUUUCGAGUGCAAAAUUUUCUCUUUGUUAACUUCUUAAUAAAUUCGAGCUUGCUGGCAUAACUGAAUUAGUUCUCCCGCCUCUUCCUUGGCUCCCUCUUGGG